This is a messenger RNA of Dromaius novaehollandiae (emu), 771 nucleotides long. RefSeq names its product somatotropin. The record is from RefSeq and is a predicted model, not a curated record. The transcript is spliced from 5 exons. Gene Ontology annotation, molecular function: growth factor activity; growth hormone receptor binding; hormone activity. Gene Ontology annotation, cellular component: extracellular region. Bases 1 to 648 code for a protein of 215 amino acids. NCBI's taxonomy places the organism in Eukaryota, Metazoa, Chordata, Aves, Casuariiformes, Dromaiidae. Gene Ontology annotation, biological process: positive regulation of growth; positive regulation of tyrosine phosphorylation of STAT protein; positive regulation of receptor signaling pathway via JAK-STAT.
AUGGGGUCGUGGUUUUCUCCUCUCUUCAUCGCUGUGAUCACACUGGGAUUGCAGUGGCCAAAGGAAGCUGCAACCUUCCCGGCCAUGCCCCUUUCCAACCUGUUUGCCAACGCUGUGCUCAGGGCUCAGCACCUUCACCUCCUGGCUGCCGAGACGUACAAAGAGUUCGAACGCACCUAUAUUCCGGAGGACCAGAGACACGCCAACAAAAAUUCCCAGUCGGCAUUUUGUUACUCAGAAACCAUUCCUGCUCCCACAGGGAAGGAUGAUGCCCAGCAGAAAUCAGACAUGGAGCUUCUUCGGUUUUCACUGGUUCUUAUCCAGUCCUGGUUGACCCCGGUGCAGUACUUAAGCAAGGUGUUCACAAACAAUCUGGUUUUUGGCACCUCAGACAGAGUCUAUGAAAAACUGAAGGACCUAGAAGAAGGGAUCCAAGCUCUGAUGAGGGAGCUGGACGACCGGAGCCCUCGCGGGCCGCCGCUCCUCAAAUCCACCUACGACAAAUUCGACAUCCACCUGCGCAACGAGGACGCCCUGCUGAAGAACUACGGCCUGCUGUCCUGCUUCAAGAAGGACCUGCACAAGGUGGAGACCUACCUGAAGGUGAUGAAGUGCCGGCGCUUCGGCGAGAGCAACUGCACCAUCUGAGGGGGCGGAGGGGGCCCCCAACCCCGGCCCCCGUCUGCUGCGGAGGAAGAGCCGGGGCCGCUCUCCGGCCCCCCCAGGGACCCCCCGCGCCUUGUACAGGGGGGUCGCUUUGGCCUGAGGAGA